Messenger RNA from Diatraea saccharalis (sugarcane borer), 1275 nucleotides. The record is from the annotation of a GenBank genome assembly. Lineage: Eukaryota; Metazoa; Arthropoda; Insecta; Lepidoptera; Crambidae.
AGAAAAUGGUUUUAAUUUAUGGUUUUGUUCAAUCUCUUAUUCGUCUGUGGUUUUGUUUGACUUUUGACGUCUUGUUCGCUUGCUAUGAUAUCUACAAUUUAUAGAAUCAAAGAAAUAAGAUUUUGCUAGUAUAAAGUUCCUAUCUCUCACUGUUGAACACUGUAACCAUAAAAAUAUUUGUGAAUUGAAUCAGCACCAGUCAAACAAUGGCGUUGUUUAAUAAUUUCUGUUCAAGCAUGGGGUUCAUCUUCAUUGUUGUUACGUGUCUUAUAUUAUCUCGCGAUUACGGUGCAGAAGCUAGUGAUAAUGAAGCAGAAAGUAUCAGUAAAAUCGGGCAAGGAGUAGGUCACAUUAUGAACAUUUAUUAUUGUUACUCAUGUGGCUACAGAAAAGUAUUUGAAGAUUAUGCAGGUAUAAUACAGCAAAAGUAUCCUGAAAUCUCUGUGAUUGGUGCAAAUUAUGACCCACCAGGUUUAAACAUGUAUCUCUCCAGAAUGAUUGGAUUUGGUAAAAUGAUAUUGAUUAUGUGCAUACUGAGUGGAGUCAACAUAUUUGCAUGGUUAAAUAAACCUCAACCAGCGUGGUGGAGUUGGUGUUUGGAAAAUAAACUGUAUGCCUGCAUGAUGAUGUUCUUUUUGGCUAAUAUGAUUGAAGGCCAGCUGGUGUCAUCUGGAGCGUUUGAAAUAUCACUUAAUAACAUACCACUAUGGUCAAAAUUGGAAACAGGAAGGAUCCCACAGCCACCGGAAUUGUUUCAAAUUAUUGAUAAUACAUUGCAAUUUUCAAAAAUAGAUAUGCCAAACAAUUUUGUGCAAUAAUAAGUAAUGUUAAAAUAGUAUUUUGAAAUAUAUGCAAAACUGUUAAUAAAUGUGGGUACCCUGGUUUAUGGAUGCUGGGUUGGUAAACAAAAUCUUAGUUUAUAGUAAUGUGUUGUCACAACCUGCAUUUAAACACAAUAUUUUUUUGUAUUCAACAACACUUUCUGGAAUGUAUAACACUUGUCCUAUGUUUUAUAGUACAAAAACAUUAUUUAUCAUCAUCUCACAGAUACUAUAGAUGUGUGCAAAUACAGUGAACUAUUUUUAAUUUUGUAUAUACUUGAGAUAUAAUUGUGGUUGCUUAUUAUGUAAAUUUAACAGAUAAUGAUAUCUAGUCAGAUGAUGAUUAAUACAGUAACAGUUUCAAGACUAUUUUGUGAGCCCAUUAAACAAAGAUUAGAUUAAUACGUAAAAUAAUCAUUGUUUUAUUUCAAACUAGAUUUUCUUUAAUGGCUUC